UUUGCCUGGGGCAGUCGGGGGGGCCGAGCCGCACCACCUCGCGGUCGGCGCCGGGCGGCGGGAUUCGGGAUGACUUGGUGCAGGUCUGACUUUCUGUGGCCCUCCAAGAGAUCAAUUUUCCUCUUAGGACUCGUCCCUGUUAUUGGCGUUGUUGUAUUUAUGUUGGGAAGUGUGGAGUUCAGUAGCCCCUUGCCAGAGCCCCCUCGUUCUGCUCCGGCUGGCCACAUGCUGAAGCUUCUACCCGAGGAACGUCUCAAGGACUUCUUUACCUUCGAUGGAAUCUGGCUGUUCCCGAAAAACCAGUGCAAAUGCGAAGCUACCGAACAGCAGGAAAGCUACAACUUUCAGGAUGCCUAUGGCCAGAGAGAGCUCCCGGCAGUGAAAGCGAGGAGACAGGCUGAAUUUGAACACUUCCAGAGGAGAGAAGGGUUGCCCCGUCCACCGCCGCUGCUGGCUCAGCCCAACCUCCCCUUUGGGUACCCGGUCCAUGGGGUGGAGGUGAUGCCUCUGCACACAGUUCCCAUCCCGGGUCUCCAGUUUGAAGGACCCGAGGCCCCCAUCUAUGAGGUCACCCUGACAGCUUCUCUGGGGACACUGAAUACCCUCGCUGACAUCCCAGACAGUGUGGUGCAGGGCAGAGGCCAGAAGCAGCUGACCAUUUCGACCAGUAACCGGAAGCUUUUGAAUUUCAUCCUCCAGCACGUGACGUACACCAGCGCGGUGUACCAGCACCACAGGGUGGAUGUGGUGAGUCUGGAGUCCAAGUCUUCUGUGGCCAAGUUUCCAGUGACCAUCCGCUACCCUGUCAUCCCUAAGUUAUAUGACCCUGGACCAGAGAGGAAGCUCAGAGACCUGGUGACCAUUGCCACCAAAACUUUCCUCCGUCCCCACAAGCUCAUGGCCAUGCUCCGGAGCAUCCGGGAGUAUUACCCAGACUUGACGGUGGUCGUGGCCGAUGACAGCAAGGAGCCCCUGAAGAUUAAUGACAACCACGUGGAGUAUUACACCAUGCCCUUCGGGAAGGUAGGUGGCAGUGUACUUGGGAAUGUGUUCCAGUUUAAGCUGUUGCUGGAGAAGAGUCAGAAUGGGGACUGUCUUCACCUGAGGCCAGGCUCUUUCAGGCCCCUGGAUGGCUUCCCCCGCUGCGUGGUGACCAGUGGCGUUGUCAACUUCUUCCUGGCCCACACCGAGCGACUCCAGAGGGUUGGCUUUGACCCCCGCCUGCAGCGAGUGGCUCACUCAGAGUUCUUUAUCGAUGGGCUCGGGAGCUUGCUCGUGGGGUCAUGUCCAGAAGUGGUGAUAGGUCACCAGGCCCGUUCUCCCGUGGCCGACCCGGAGCUGGCCACCCUGGAGAAGACCUACAGCGCAUUCCGGACCAACACCAAGGACCAGAUCCAGUUCAAGCUGGCUCUCCACUACUUCAAGAACCAUCUCCAGUGCUCCACGUGAAGGCUUCCGGGCAUCAGAAACGCUCUAGACUUACAGGGGAGAGAGAGUGCGUGAACGGGGGGAGGAGCAGAGGGAGACGGAGAAAGAGAAUCUCAAGCAGACGCCACACGGAGCAUGGAGCCCGACGUGGGGCUCCAUCUCACAACUCUGACCUGAUCAGGACCUGAUCACGAGACCAAGAGACACUUAACCGACUGAGCUACCCAGUGA
Messenger RNA from Ailuropoda melanoleuca (giant panda), 1659 nucleotides. It is a transcript of the gene B4GALNT2, whose product is annotated as beta-1,4-N-acetyl-galactosaminyltransferase 2 (SID blood group). Gene Ontology annotation, biological process: UDP-N-acetylgalactosamine metabolic process; UDP-N-acetylglucosamine metabolic process. The coding region runs from base 70 to 1449 and encodes 459 amino acids. The transcript has 11 exons. Lineage: Eukaryota; Metazoa; Chordata; Mammalia; Carnivora; Ursidae. Gene Ontology annotation, molecular function: acetylgalactosaminyltransferase activity. The record is from RefSeq and is a predicted model, not a curated record.